Molecule: messenger RNA, 2367 nt
Organism: Menidia menidia (Atlantic silverside)
Lineage: Eukaryota; Metazoa; Chordata; Actinopteri; Atheriniformes; Atherinopsidae
Source: the annotation of a GenBank genome assembly
AUGUAUUUAUUGAAUAUGGGGCGCGUCAUCCUGCUGACCCUCGCGGUCAUGUCAAUGCUGCUGUGCCAGGGCUUCUGUUCGGGAGUUUUCGAACUCAGGCUGCAGGAGUUUCUCAACAAGAAGGGGGUGCAGGGCAACAAAAACUGCUGCAAGGGGGGCCUGGCGUCGUCUUUCCAGCAGCAGUGCGAAUGUAAGACCUUCUUCAGGAUCUGCCUGAAGCACUAUCAGCCCAACGCCUCCCCGGAGCCCCCCUGCACCUACGGCGGCGCCGUGACCCCCGUCCUGGGCUCCAACUCGUUCCAGGUCCCCGACGUCAUCCCGGAGAGCGCCUUCUCCAACCCCAUCCGGAUUAACUUUGGCUUCACGUGGCCGGGGGGGGCGAAUUGGCGCCAUUUGCGCUCGGAUGUGAAGUUCGUGCGUAAAAUGCGCAGCGGUGCGUUUUCGCGGCCGCCGCUGAGGGCGGAACGGCGCACAAAGCCGGCGGGGUGUUCGGUUUCGGCCGGGACCUUCUCGCUGAUCAUUGAAGCGUUACACACCGAUUCCAAAGACGACCUCUCUACAGAGAACCCGGAGCGGGUCAUCAGCACCAUGACCACGCAGAGGCACUUGACCGUGGGGGAAGAGUGGUCCCAGGAUCUGCACACGGCCGGGAGGACCGAGCUCAAGUACGCCUACCGGUUCGUGUGCGACGAGCACUACUACGGCGACGGCUGCUCGGUCUUCUGCCGGCCCAGAGACGACGCCUUCGGCCACUUCACCUGCGGCGAGCGCGGGGAGAUCGUGUGCGACGCCGGGUGGAAGGGACAGUACUGCACGGAGCCGAUCUGUCUGCCGGGGUGCGACGAGGAACAUGGCUUCUGUGAGAAACCAGGAGAGUGCAAGUGCAGGGUGGGAUUCAAAGGCCGCUACUGCGACGAGUGCAUCCGCUACCCGGGCUGCCUCCACGGGACCUGCCAGCAGCCCUGGCAGUGCAACUGCCAGGAGGGCUGGGGGGGGCUCUUCUGCAACCAAGACCUCAACUACUGCACCCACCACAAGCCCUGCAUGAAUGGAGCCACUUGUAGCAACACGGGUCAGGGCAGCUACACCUGUUCCUGCAGGCCGGGCUUUUCGGGGGCCAGCUGCGAGAUCAAGGUCAGCGGAUGUGCCGGAAGCCCCUGCCGAAACGGGGGGAGCUGCACGGAUCAAGAAAACACCUACACCUGCACGUGCCCCCACGGUUUCUACGGCAACAACUGCGAGCUGAGCGCCAUGACGUGCGCCGAUGGGCCCUGCUCCAACGGCGGCCGCUGCGCCGACAACCCCGACGGCGGCUACUUCUGCCAGUGCCCCACGGGCUACGCCGGCUUCAACUGCGAGAAGAAGAUCGACCACUGCACCUCCAGCCCCUGCUCCAACGGGGCGCGCUGCGUGGAUCUGGUCAACUCGUACUUGUGCCAGUGCCCCGAGGGCUUCACGGGCAUGAACUGCGACCACUCCGGGGACGAGUGCUCGGGCUACCCCUGCCAGAACGGCGCCACGUGCACGGAGGGCCCCGACGGCUACGCCUGCGCCUGCCCACCGGGCUACACCGGCCGCAACUGCAGCUCCCCCAUCGGCCGCUGCGAGCACAACCCCUGCCACAACGGCGCCACCUGCCACGAGCGGAACGGCCGCUACGUGUGCGCCUGCGUGCCGGGCUACGGCGGCCGCAACUGCCAGUUCCUGCUGCCGGAGCACGCCGCCAUCCGGGGCUCCGAGGUGCCCUGGAUGGCCAUCGGCUCGGGCGUGGCGCUGGUGCUGCUGCUGCUGGCCGGCUGCGCCGUGCUGGUGGGCUUCGUCCGCUCCAAGGUCCGGCUGGAGGAGCAGGCGGAGGCCGGCGGGGAGGGGGAGACCAUCAACAACCUGACCAACAACCGCCAGCGCGGCGACAGGGACCCGGCCGCCGGGCCCACGCCCGCCCCCAAAAACAUCAACAAGAAGAUGGACUUCUGCGCUGGUAGUGGUGGCGGCGACCCCGACGAGGGCUCCUCCCCGGGUAGGAGCGGAUACAAGAGCCGCCCACCCCCCGCCGACUACAACCUCGUGCACGAGGCCAACUACGAGCAGGCGGCCAAAGAGGCCAUGCUGGAGGCGGCCUGCCAGGACAAGUGCCAACCACAGGACUCCUUCGAGUUUGAGGAGAAACGUAGCAAACGCUUAAAAUGCGACGCGUCAGAAAACAAAGCCCCAGAACUGUCUGCAUGUGCGGACACCAAGUACAAAUCUGUGUUUGUGAUGUCGGAGGAGAAGGAUGAAUGUAUAAUUGCAACUGAGGUAAGACCCGCUCGUAUCUCGGGGGAGGUGUCCCGCCUUGAGACUGCUGCUGAUACUGAGACGUUUAACUGA